AUGGGGACAUCAGUCCCGAACUGGAUCGGGCCGAACCCCGACGCCGUGCGCCGACGCCGGCGCCCGUCCCCGCCCGCGCCGCCGCCUGGACCUCGCCGGCCCCCGCCCUCAUCCUCGCGCUCCCGUCCCCUCUCCCUCAGCGGCGCCCCUCGCCGCGCCUGCCGCGUCGCCCCCGACGGCCCGUCGCCGUCCCUCGCCGCCCGGAGCUCCACUAAGCCUCGCCUCGCCCCCGACACCCGCGGCGGCCUGAGGCCGACGUCGCCACGCGGAGCCCCUCCCGUCGCCAGACUUCCAUGCCCCGUCGUCGCCUCCUCGUCCUCCUCCCCAAGCCACGUUGCCCCGAACCCUACGGCCCCCUGUGAGCCGCUACCCCCCUCUCCUCUCUCCUCUGCCUCGUUCCCGGCCGACGCGCGCCCUCCCCUGCUCACCGCACGACGCGUCGUCGUGCGCGCACGCGCCCGCCCUCACCUAGCGCCACCACGCCGCUCACCCGCUCCCCUGCACACUGCUCGGGGCGCGCCCUGCACGCGCCCACCCGUGCCCCGUGGCCGUGCCCUGCCUCGCCCACGGCCACCGCUGCCGGUCGCCCCUACCCCGUGCCCCGCCUGCCGAGCCCUUGCCCGCGUCCCUCGCUACCCUGCCUCGCCGAAGCUGCUGCAGCUCGCCGGAACCGCCGCUCGCCUCGUCUCCGCCCUCUCCUCCCUCCCGUGGCGCCGCCCUCCGCCGCCUCCCUUGGCCGGCAUCGUGGGCGCCGGCGGCCUCGCCACGCCCGUGGCUGGCGCCCCCCCUGCCCGUCGAUUUGGGCGCCCGCCCAGUUGGGCGACGACGCCCGACGCCCGGCUCCGCCCAGCACCCGACGCCCGCUAA
Molecule: messenger RNA, 867 nt
Organism: Aegilops tauschii subsp. strangulata
Lineage: Eukaryota; Viridiplantae; Streptophyta; Magnoliopsida; Poales; Poaceae
Source: RefSeq, a predicted model, not a curated record